Messenger RNA from Clonostachys byssicola, 1416 nucleotides. The record is from the annotation of a GenBank genome assembly. NCBI's taxonomy places the organism in Eukaryota, Fungi, Ascomycota, Sordariomycetes, Hypocreales, Bionectriaceae.
AUGCUUGAAAAGACACACGAACAAAAAGCCCCCCUUGAGGGUGACCAACUCCACGAGGUGCGCUCUCAUGGAGAAGAAGGCACUGUUACACGCCCUUAUGACCCUGUAUUUGGAGAAAUCACCGAAGAUGGCCCAAACUACCGCAAUGUUGGCUGGCUUGGAACAUCUGCCCUCAUGAUAAAGGCUCAGAUUGGCCUUGGUGUUCUCUCGAUUCCUCAAGCGUUCGAUGUCCUAGGUAUUGUACCUGGCGUUAUAUGUCUCAGUAUGGUUGCUGCCAUCACCACCUGGUCCGACUACAUUGUUGGUGUUUUCAAACUCCGGCACCCCGAAAUUUAUGGGAUCGAUGAUGUCGGUUGGAUGAUCUUUGGGCGUAUCGGAAAGGAAGUUUUGGCCGCUGGCUUUGUCCUAUACUACGCCUUUGUUGCAGGAGCAAUGAUGCUUGGCAUCUCGAUCGGUUUGAACGCUGUUACCAUGCAUGGAGUGUGCACUGCCGUCUUUGUUGCUGUGGCCGCUAUUAUUGGCGGCGGCUUCGCCUCGAUUCGAACACUAGGCAAGAUGAGUUGGCUCGCCAUGUUCGGUGUAACCUGCUUAGUUAUAUCGAUUGUCAUGGUCACCAUCGCUGUAGGAGUCCAAGAUCGACCAGCUACCGCACCCAAGGACAUACCUUGGAAGUCCGACUUCAAGAUUGUUGGCAAUCCAACAUUUGUCGAGGCUGUGUCAGCCAUCUCGACCUUUGUGUUCGCAUACGCGGGCACCCCGGCCUUCUUCUCCUUUGCGGCAGAGAUGCGCAAUCCGCAGCACUAUGGCCGUGCCCUUUUGCUCUGUCAAAUAAUCGUUACUGUUGCCUACGUUGGCAUCGGAUGUGUCGUGUACUAUUUCUGCGGAUCGUACGUGGCUUCGCCUGCUCUUGGUUCUGCCGGCCCUCUCAUCAAGAAGAUUUCCUACGGAAUCGCUAUUCCAGGGAUCGUGGCCACUGCCAUGCUUUGUAUCCACCUCCCUGGAAAAUAUCUCUUUGUUCGUUUUCUCCGCGGCUCCAAGCAUCUAACGGCUAAUUCCGUCGUCCAUUGGUCGGUUUGGCUUGGCUGUGUCUUCGGUAUCACCCUAUUCGCCUAUAUCAUCUCCAGCGCAAUCCCAGUCUUUGGUGGUCUGGUUUCUUUCAUCGGGGCUCUCUUGGGUACACUCAUGUCCUUUCAGCCAAUGGGGUGCAUGUGGCUCUAUGACAACUGGAGCAAGGAGAAGCGAAAGCGUGAUAUUCAAUGGGCUUUUAUGGUAGUCUGGAGUGUUUUCGUUGUUGCCUCGGGUACCUUUCUGAUGGUUGCUGGGACGUACGGCUCGGUUGUUGGGAUUAUUGACUCGUACCAAAAGAAUGGCGGCUCCAAAGCUUGGUCCUGUGCUGAUAACUCCAAUUCCGUCUAA